This is a messenger RNA of Salmo salar (Atlantic salmon), 3847 nucleotides long. The record is from RefSeq and is a predicted model, not a curated record. Lineage: Eukaryota; Metazoa; Chordata; Actinopteri; Salmoniformes; Salmonidae.
AAGCGGGCAUCAGCAGCGCGCGAGAGAAAGAGCGGAGGAGAGAGAGGACAGCGACUGCAGUUGCAUGCUCUCUCUCGACGUUGGAUGGAUGUUUUUGUAAGAGCAUCUGCAACUGGGAAAAAAGGAGUGGGGAAGAGGAGGUAUACACUAACUCACCAAGGAAAGAUCUAUGCUUGGAUUUCGGCUCUUUUUUCUUCACCAAUGCAAAAGGAAAUAUGCAGCGAAGCUUCACCCUCCUGUACACCAGUUUUCUGGGGAUGUGCUUGGGUUCAAGUUUUCCAAGUAACAUCAAUAUAGGGGGACUAUUCCCAACCGAAUCUCACGAAUAUGAGGUGUUUCGGUUCGCGCUCUCGCACCACCAGGAUAUCCCCAAACUGGUGCCGCAGGUGGAUAUGGUCAAGAUGGGCAACAGCUUCUCCAUGACAUAUGCCUUCUGUUCCCAGUUCUCUAAAGGUGUCUAUGCUAUCAUUGGCCUCUACGACAGGAAGACGGUCAAUAUGCUGAUGUCGUUCUGCGGGGCGCUGCACGUGUGUUUCGUCACGCCUUCCUUCCCCAUCGAGACGGCCAACCAGUUUGUGAUCCAGCUGAGACCUGAGCUACAGGACACUCUGGUGGGGGUCAUAGACCACUACGGAUGGACCAAGUUCGUCUACAUGUACAGCUCAGAUUCUGGCCUGUCGGUGCUGCAGAAGGUCCUGGACACGGCUGCUGAGAGGAGCUGGCUGGUGACGUCUGUCAACGUGGAGACCAUGACGGAGGCCUCGUUCCUCAAGGUGUUCCAAGACCUGGACAAGAGGAAGGAGGGACAGAUCAUCAUCGACUGUGAGACCGAAAGACUCACCUCCAUCCUAAAAAAGAUCGUUGAACAGGGGAAGAAUGCUAAGAGUUAUCACUACAUCCUGGCCAACCUGGGUUUUCUGGACAUUGAUCUAACGGACCUGAGGAAAGGCGGGGCCAACAUCACAGGCUUUCAGCUGGUCAACUACACAGAGCAGAACGUCAGCCGUACCAUUCAGCAGUGGAUGGAGUUCGAGAACAAAGACGCCAAGUUCCCCAAGAGACGCCUGAAGUACACCGGAGCGUUGACAUAUGAUGGGGUGAAGGUGAUGUCUACAGCAUUCCAGAACCUUCGGAAACAGAGGAUAGACAUCUCUCGCCGUGGCAAUGCAGGCGAAUGCCUCGCCAACCCGCCGGCACCCUGGGGCCAAGGCAUAGAUAUACAGAGAGCCCUGCAACAGGUGCGUAUCCAUGGCCUGACUGGUCAUAUCCAGUUCAAUGAGAAAGGACGCAGGACCAACUUCACCGUCAGUGUCAUGGAGCUAGCCCCCUCUGGACCUAAGAAGGUGGGCUACUGGAAUGAGGACGAAAAGUACGUGAGCACAGCCACCUUCAUGAGAGGAAGCAACGACAGCAGCUACGGCCUACAGAACAGGACCUACAUAGUUACCACCAUCCUGGAAUCCCCAUACGUGAUGCUGAAGAAGAACCAUGAUCAGCUGUCAGGGAACGAUAAGUACGAGGGUUACAUCGUGGAGCUAGCAGCUGAGAUCGCCAAGCACGUUGGCUACCACUACAAACUGAAGGUGGUCUCAGAUGGUAAAUAUGGAGCCAGAGACUCCGAGACCAAGAUGUGGAACGGCAUGGUUGGAGAGCUGGUGUAUGGGAAAGCAGACGUGGCGGUAGCCCCGCUGACCAUCACCCUGGUCCGAGAAGAGGUGAUCGACUUCUCCAAGCCCUUCAUGUCUCUGGGUAUCUCCAUCAUGAUCAAGAAGCCCACCAAGUCUAAACCAGGUGUCUUCUCCUUCUUGGACCCGCUGGCCUACGAGAUCUGGAUGUGUAUCGUGUUCGCCUACAUCGGUGUGAGCGUGGUCCUGUUCCUGGUGAGCCGCUUCAGCCCCUACGAGUGGCACGCAGAGGACUAUGAGGAGGGGGCCGACCCCCAGACCCCUACCCAGCCGACGGGGUCCGGUGCUGGGUUACAGUCGGGGCAGAGUCCUGGUCAGCCAGGCCAGAACCAGCAGAAUCAGGAACAGACCAACGAGUUUGGCAUCUUCAACUCUCUCUGGUUCUCCCUGGGAGCCUUCAUGCAGCAGGGAUGUGACAUCUCACCCAGGUCUCUGUCAGGGCGGAUAGUGGGUGGCGUGUGGUGGUUCUUCACUCUUAUCAUCAUCUCGUCCUACACGGCCAAUCUAGCUGCUUUUCUCACAGUGGAGAGGAUGGUGUCCCCCAUAGAGAGUGCUGAGGACCUGGCUAAACAGACCGAGAUCGCCUACGGAACUCUGGAUGCUGGCUCCACCAAAGAGUUCUUCAGGCGGUCUAAGAUCGCGGUGUUUGAGAAGAUGUGGUCAUACAUGAAGUCGGCCGACCCCUCAGUAUUCGUGAAGACCACAGACGAGGGAGUGAUGAGGGUCAGGAAGUCUAAAGGGAAGUAUGCCUAUCUGUUAGAGUCCACCAUGAACGAGUACAUCGAGCAGAGGAAACCCUGUGACACCAUGAAGGUCGGGGGGAACCUGGACUCUAAAGGAUACGGCAUCGCCACGCCCAAGGGCUCACCCCUCAGGAUCCCGGUAAACCUAGCCGUGUUGAAGCUCAAUGAGCAGGCCGUCUUAGACAAACUAAAGAACAAAUGGUGGUACGAUAAAGGAGAGUGUGGCAGCAACGACUCCGGACGCAAGGAUAAGACGAGUGCGUUGAGCCUGAGCAACGUGGCCGGAGUGUUCUACAUUCUGAUUGGAGGGCUGGGCCUGGCCAUGCUGGUGGCGUUGGUGGAGUUCUGCUACAAGUCACGAACCGAGUCUCAGAGAAUGAAGGUGUCCACCGCGCGUGCCGCCGCCGCAUCCGCCGCUCAGACCUUUCAGUGCUCAGCCUUAGACACAGGGGGCGCUACUGCUCCUUACACAGAGCUGCAGAGCUACAGCCUGUACUCCAACAACACUGUUAAGAUAUAGGAGAGAGAGAACAGAGGACACGGGCAGAACAUCAACGACGCCAUGCACUGCUCCACCAUGACCAGAAUGAGUGGGAACGGGAACGGGAACGGGGGAGGAGGAGGAAUAGGAGGAGCAGGAGGAGGAGAGAAUGGACGCAUCCUAACUCACGACUUCCCUAAAACAGUCCAGACUCUCCCCUGCAUGAGCCACAACGCCAGCAUGGGGCUCAGCGCCUCCGGCAUGUAAUCACAUGACCUGGCACAAGGGGCUGAGCAGGAGACUGACUCAUAGACCUUACAAAGAUGGCCACAUUAAUGGUGACAUUGACCUUAUGAACAUGGCCGUCUUUCUGACACGUUGUUUAUGUGGUGGCUGCGUGAUGUGUGUCCGAGACAGACUUCAAUACUGCUGCCAAAUGCAUUCUGAAAUCACUCAUUACGAACAGGGGAAAUGUAGAUGGAGUAUAAAAAUGAAAACAAAAGAAGAUGAGGAACAUGUUGCUACGAAAAGGGGCCAUUGUUGGGCCGAGAUGUUUUUUUUUCUUUUGUUCAGAUUUUUUGAAAGAAGGUAUUCAUUUCUGUGUAAAAAAAGAGAGAACUAUCCCGUAAAUGCCGCCUGACCUGCCCUGAGAUGACCUUCUCUGCCCUGCCCUGCCCUGAGAUGACCUUCUCUGCCCUGCCCUGCCCUGAGAUGACCUUCUCUGCCCUGAGAUGACCUUCUCUGCCCUGACCUGCCCUGCCCUGCCCUGAGAUGACCUUCUCUGCCCUGACCUGCCCUGAGAUGACCUUCUCUGCCCUUGCCCUGAGAUGACCUUCUCUGCCCUGAGAUGACCUUCUCUGCCCUGACCUGCCCUGCCCUGCCCUGAGAUGACCUUCUCUGCCCUGACCUGCCCUGAGAAGACCUUCUCUGCCCUGAGA